Molecule: messenger RNA, 1691 nt
Organism: Suricata suricatta (meerkat)
Lineage: Eukaryota; Metazoa; Chordata; Mammalia; Carnivora; Herpestidae
Gene: SH2D1B
Product: SH2 domain containing 1B
Exons: 4
Coding region: 173-565 (130 amino acids)
Source: RefSeq, a predicted model, not a curated record
UUCCUGAAUCUUUUGAAACUGUCUGAGUCCCGCAAGGCAGCCUCACCUCACUCCGACCAGCUGGCUGGAGAGGUGCUUCCCAAGGCCCCGUGAGGUCACCUCCCCCCCAGUUCCCUCCUCGGAGCAGUCCCCAGACUUGGGGACGGAUUUCAGGGAUACCAGAGGGCUCCCCAUGGAUCUGCCUUGUUACCACGGCCCUCUGUCUAAGAAAGACUGUGAGACCUUACUGCUCAAGGACGGGAUGGAUGGCAACUUCCUGAUAAGGGACAGCGAGUCCUUGCCUGGAGUGCUGUGCCUCUGCGUCUCGUUUAAAAAUCUCGUCUACACAUACCGAAUCUUCAAAGAGAAACAUGGGUUUUACAACAUGCAGACCGCGGAAGGUGCUCCCAAACAGAUCUUUCCAAACCUAAAGGAACUGAUCUCUGCAUUUGAGAAACCAAAUCAAGGGCUGGUGGUUCACCUUGUGCGGCCAGUAAAGAAAACCAGCUCCCGCCGGCCAUGGAGGCGAUCACAGAUCAAGUUGGAUGAGAACAGCAGCAGCGACUAUGUGGAGGUCUUGCCUUGAAGACGAGGGGACUAAGCACAGCACGUUGGAAACACCUGUGGUGACAGCUCCCACUGCCACCCCUGCUUCUCCUGCAGAUGUGGGUCUCGAGUGCUGAGCUGUAAGCGACUUAUUCAGACGCUCCCGGCCUGGGUGCCUGGAGAUGUGCUGUCCACCAGCCUCGGGGACAUCGCUCCCCACGUCCCUACCUCCCACGCAGCCAUCGUGAGCAGCUUGGAAGCCCCUGUCCCCCUGAGCACUCUUCUUUCUUGGGACAGGACGGCCUGGACCGGCUCUCCCGGACUUCUUAAAGAUACCACUACAUCACGGGUGACACCUCCUGCGCGCCAGGCGAUCGAGGCGCGGCUUCCUCCAGAAGAGCCAACGCUUGGCCAUGUGGCCGUGGGUGAGGAGCGGAGUUCCAGUCCUGUGGCUCUGUGACUUUGGAUAAACGUCUUCCCCAGUCUGGGUCUCCAUUUCUUCACCUGUAGAACAAACACAUGCCCGUCUCUGCGAGGAGCCCAGUUGUAUCCAGGGGGGUUGAGGGGUCCUGGGGUGACGGAGGGGUCUGCGGGAUUGGUGAAGGCUCGGGGUCUCCAGCCAACAUGGUCUCCACACGUGCCUGUCCUGGUCUGGUCGUGAUGGGGGGGUCCUGACCCCUCCCCCCACACCCUUCUCCCCCAUAUUCUAGCUCUCCUUCUUUUUCUUACCAAUCCUGAUAUUCCUGUCAACACACAUCCAGGGGGACAUUUUUCUCCCUGGUUUUGCCCAAUUUCACAAAUGCACGAAUCACUUCAGCAGCGUGGAUGUAGCUCUGUCCCGCGCUGGCAUCUGUGGAGAUUGUAAAGAUGCCCCCCUACGUGUGGUUCCUUUUCUCACUGGGUUCUAAGUGCCUCCAAAGCACGGUUGGGUCUCCCUCGUGUGGAAAUGUGUGCUGCGUACAGCUGUGCCCAUUCACAGACCUUUCUGACCGGAAGCACAUUCCUGAAGGGUUUGUUGAAUCGGUUCUAAGUCCUUUGGUUCAACAUUUUAAUGGAGCCCUGAUUCGUGUGGAAUGUGCCGGAUUCCUUGCCCAUUCUCUUACCUAGCUUCAAAGCACGGUGACUCAUUUUACUCUACUGGUCUUACCUUCCAGAGUUAUUAAAGA